Molecule: messenger RNA, 1002 nt
Organism: Nomia melanderi (Alkali bee)
Lineage: Eukaryota; Metazoa; Arthropoda; Insecta; Hymenoptera; Halictidae
Product: cyclin N-terminal domain-containing protein 1
Biological process (GO): reciprocal meiotic recombination
Cellular component (GO): site of double-strand break
Source: RefSeq, a predicted model, not a curated record
GUUUAAAAACAUUUUUUUGUACCGCUAGCAUUCUCGUCAAAGACGUAGGCUACUAAUACAACUGUCGGUAAUAAUUCUGGUUAAACACUUCAGAAACUAUUUGAGAAACAGAUGGAUUUAGAUGGUGCUUACAUUGAACCCUUGCUCGACGAAUGGCUAAAGGAUCUACAAACAGUCAUUAAACAAGAAGAGGACCUUGUUAAAGCUAAUGAUGAAUUUUACAUGCCAUUUGUAGCACUACCAAUUUCAGUUGUCAGUGUCAUUUUUAAGUUAUCAGACUACCUGAAUUUGGAUUCACAUACCAGAUAUAUUGCCAUUCAUUUGUAUGACAAAUUUAUGUGCAAGUAUUUUUGGCAAGUGUACAAAGUCGAUAUCACAAAUCACACAGACAGUUCUUGGACUCAAGUAUGCAAAAAGAUAUCCGGUCAAUCGAAAUUGUACCUUGUUUGCUGUUUGCAGUUAGCUAGUAAAAUGGACUCGCAUUCUAAGAAAUUAGGAAUUUCUCAAGUACUUAGCACUUUACAAUCGAUAGACAAUAAAACUAAAUACAAUCGUAGCAUAAUUUUUUCAUCAGAGUUAACAAUACUAAAAAUGAUGGACUUUAAGAUACCGAUUUGUACCUCAUUAAAUUGUGUAGAGGUACUUCUAGCAGCCACAGGCCUGCGAAAUACACCUAACAUGGAAAAUUUAUCGGUGACUCUAUUAGACUUAAUAUAUUUACAGCGAGAGAAGCUGUAUUCUCAUCUCCAGUGCCUGGCUCAAGGACACAUCGCAAAGACUGAUCAAGAGAAGAGGAGUCUCAUGACCCUAGAAUCAAAUUCAUUAUUUCUAGCAGCUGCGGUCGUUCUCUGCGGGACAUUUUUUACUAAUAUAAAUGCUCAAACAGCGAAAGUCAUCGCCUCCAAGUUGUCUAACUUGGUGGACAUAGAAGCAGACAAUAUUUGGGAUAUGGCCAAUAUCCUUCUUGUACUGGCAAUUCAAGAAUAAAUGAAAUUUUAGAAA